GUGUGGGCAGGACCCGAAUCUCCCUGAAUUCAACAGGCUUACAGCGGGAAAAUAUGCUUGAGGGGGCAAGACCCAGCCCUUUCUUCUCCUCAGAGCGCCUCCUGAGUCGGAGCUAUAGCAGGCAGCUCCUCUCCGUCGGGACGGGCAGGAGCCUGGCGGCUGCUGAGGCGCUGUGGGCGGGGAGAGGCGACGACGGCCCUGCUUUCCCGCCCCGUUACUUGGCUGGGCUGAGGGGAAACUUCAAACUUCUGAGGCGGCGGCGCUGCUAGCAAGAAGUGGGGAGGGCAAUGGCGGGCGCGGGGGGCGGCGGCGGAGGCAGCAGGACGGGACUUUGCCCCCCGGGCGGCCUCGAGCAGCUAGAGCUGGGUCGGCUGCGGGACCCGUUGGGGGUCGGAGACGGCGGCGGCGGCGGCAGCAGCAGCAGCGGCGGCUCUUCUUGCUCGCCGUCGCCGCCGCUUUCCUCUUGCUCGAGACAGGCCUGGAGCCGGGACAAUCCAGGCUUCGAGCCGGAGGAGGAGGAAGGGGCCAGGGCGGCGGCGGCGGCGGCAGCGGGGCCGGUGCUGCAGAUGGACGUGGAAUGGGGGGGCCGCGGCGGCGGCGAGGCAGCUUCGCCUUCCCUGGGGGCGCCCAGCGGCCGGACCGAAGACGCCGAGAGCGGGAGGCAGCGGCGGAGGCGGCGCCGACGGAGGGGAGAGGAGGAGGAAGACGACGAAGGAGACCGCCGCUGCCCCGCCGGAGGAGGAGGAGGAGGCGGGGGCGACGCGCCGCCCUCGCCUUUCCCUCCCCGGGAGGACGAGGAGCCCGCCGAGCCCCCGCCCUACCGCGUCGCCUGGGCCAAGGGGCUGGCGCGCCGCCUGCGAGGUCUGUGGGGUACAAGACUAAUGGAAGAAACCACAAGCAGGGAGAAAUACCUGAAAAGCGUUUUACGAGAACUAAUCACAUACUUGCUUUUUCUUCUGGUUCUGUGUAUUUUGUCAUAUGGGAUGGUGAGUUCUAGUAUGUACUACUACACAAGGGUGAUGUCACAGCUCUUUCUGGACACACCAGUGUCAAAAAUGGAGAAGACCAACUUUAAAAUGCUGUCCACAAUGGAAGACUUCUGGAAGUUCACUGAGGGCCCUUUGCUAGAUGGACUCUACUGGGAGAUGUGGUACAACAAUAAAACAGUGGCAGAGAAUAGAAGCUUCAUCUACCAUGAGAACCUGCUUCUGGGAGUGCCUCGUAUCCGACAACUGAGAGUGAGGAAUGACUCCUGUUCAAUACCUGAAGAUUUAAAAGAUGAAAUUAAAGAUUGCUACGAUGUUUACUCUGUGGUCAGUGAGGAUACUGCUCCAUUUGGGCUUCGCAAUGGAACUGCUUGGACUUACACCAGUGAAAAAGAUCUGAAUGGGAGCAGCCAUUGGGGGUUGAUUGCAACAUACAGCGGAGCUGGAUAUUACCAGGAUCUCUCCAAGAGCAGAGAGGAGACAUCUAUACUGAUUGCUGGCCUUAAGAACAACCUGUGGCUUGAUAGGGGCACAAGGGCAACAUUUAUUGAUUUUUCAGUAUAUAAUGCAAACAUCAAUCUUUUCUGCAUUGUGAGGUUGUUGGUGGAGUUCCCUCCAACUGGUGGCCUCCUUACAUCUUGGCAAUUUCAACCAGUGAAGCUGAUUCACUACAUUUCCACUUUUGACUUCUUCCUGGCUGUCUGUGAAAUUGUAUUCUGCUUCUUUAUCCUUUAUUAUGUUGUGGAAGAAAUCCUGGAAAUCCAUAUUCACAGACUGUAUUAUUUCAGGAGUCUUUGGAAUUGUCUUGAUAUUCUCAUCAUUGUGCUAUCCAUAGCAGCUAUAGGAAUUAACAUAUAUCGAACAUCUACUGUGGACAGGUUAUUGAAGGAGCUGCUGGAAAAUCAAAACAGCUUCCCAAAUUUUUCACCUUUAGUGUAUUGGCAAACUCAGUUCAACAAUAUUGCAGCUGUCACUAUGUUUUUUGUCUGGAUGAAGCUCUUUAAAUUUAUCAGCUUUAAUCGAACAAUGAGCCAGUUAUCCACCACUAUGUCACGAUGUGCCAAAGAUGUUCUUGGCUUUGCUAUCAUGUUUUUCAUCAUUUUCCUAGCAUAUGCUCAACUUGCUUACCUUGUGUUUGGCACCCAGAUUGAUGAUUUCAGUACUCUCCAGGACAGCGUCUUGACUCAGUUCCGCAUCCUGUUGGGAGAUUUUGACUUUACAGAGGUUGAAGAAGCUAACAGAGUUUUGGGACCAAUUUAUUUCACUACAUUUGUGUUCUUUAUGUUCUUCAUUCUUUUGAACAUGUUUCUGGCUAUCAUCAAUGAUGCAUACUCAGAAGUGAAAUCGGAUAUGUCGCAGCAGAAGGCUGAAAUGGAACUGUCAGAUCUUAUAAAAAAGGGAUACACUAAAGCUAUGGUGAGGUUAAAAUUGAAAAAAACACCAGUUGAUGACAUUUCAGAGAGUCUACGUCAAGGCGGAGGCAAGUUAAACUUUGAUGAACUGCGGCAAGAUCUGAAGGGAAAGGGACACACAGAUGCUGAGAUUGAAGCGAUCUUUACAAAGUAUGACCAAGAUGGGGAUCAGGAGUUGACUGAGCUGGAACAUCAGCAAAUGAGAGAUGACUUGGAGAAAGAAAGGGAGGACUUGGAGCUAGACAGAAGCUCUCUGAACCGUCCAUUGAGUGGCCGCAGCUUCCCACGAAGCCUAGAUGACUCUGAAGAGGAUGAUGACGAUGACAGUGGGCACAGCUCCAGGAGGAGAGGAAGCAGCUCAAGUGGGGUUUCCUAUGAAGAGUUUCAAGUGCUGGUGAGGCGCGUGGACCGCAUGGAGCACUCCAUUGGCAGCAUUGUUUCGAAGAUCGAUGCAGUCAUUGUGAAGCUGGAAGCGAUGGAGAGAACAAAACUGAAAAGGAGAGAUCUGCUAGGGAGGCUGCUUGAUGGGGUUACAGAGGAUGAAAGGUUGGGCCAUGACACUGAAAUCCACAGGGAACAAAUGGAAAGACUCGUUCGAGAAGAACUGGAACGCUGGGAAUCAGAUGAUACGGCAUCCCAAGCGAGCCACCGAUUGGGAACCCCAGUGGGACUCAAUGGCCAAUCCCAGACUCGGAGUUCCCGCCCUUCUUCCUCGCAAUCCACAGAAGGGAUGGAUGGUGGAGGAGGGGGAAAUGGUGGGAACAAUGUCCAUAUCUAGAAGCAGUUCUCUGUUGCCUAAACAAUUUGAGCAUUUCCCACCAUUAGUGAAUUGGCUAAAUGGCAGGAGGAGGUAGAAUCAUUGUACAGAGAAACAGCUUAACUUGUUUUUAUUAUAAAGUAAGCCGGCCUUGUUGCAUUAUGUCCCUGCUGGUCUUUUAAAGGCCAGAUUUUUAAUAAGAAAAUAAACAUUUUGACUUGAAAUGGUACGUGUUUCUCCAUUUACGGAAAAGAAUAGGUAGCUAGUACAAUUAACUGUCAGCCCAUUGACUACGCAACUGUUUUACAUGUGUUCAUACAAAUCGGGCAUAUGAUACAUUGAGAGUUUCUCCCCUGGACUCUGUGCUUCUUCCUUUUUAAAAUAUCAUCAAUCCUCUAGGGGGGAAAUAUUGGUGAUCGCAGAAGCUGCAUUUCUAAAGGUUUCCCCAUUGUCCCAAAUUGGGAAGCUUGCAGAAAUGCAGCUUCCACAAAGGCUGCCUCAAAGCAGUGUCAGAGCUUCCUCUGAAAUCCACAAGAGCCCUGCCAUGGAUCCUUAUGGAGGCAGUAGGCUACACAUCAUGUCCGUCAUUAAUCUAGAAAUUAUUUUGUGUAAAAUAUAUAAAGCACAUUAAAACAAAAAGCAGUGCAAUAAAUAGAGUCAACAAUGUGCUCUGCCAUUAUACCAGACAACUGGGUUUCUGUCCUCUUGCAAUUUAACAAACUUAUUCCCUUUUCCUUUGGGACUGUGGAGUGCAGCUCAGUCCUGUGCCUGUUUACUCAAAAGUAAGUAUCAGUGGCAAGCAUGAGAAAAAUUACUCAGAGUAGUCCCAUUGAAGUCAAAAGGACAAAUUAGUCAUAUAAUCUGCUUCUCAAACAACGAAUUGCUCAGCAAAGUGAGUAGCAGUUCUUCUGAAUAAUGGAACAUAUAAAAAUGAAUGACAGAAGAGAAUGUCCAUUGGAGUGCAUAACGUGCAGCAUGACUUACGCAGCGGUUUUAAAGCACUAUGUCCAAAUGGCCAUUGAAAUGGGGUAUAGCUUGUAUUCUUAAGCACCGAAAGAGAACAGUUUACAGUUCGUUAGCCAAAAAAACAAAAACUGAAGAGAUUGGUUUAGUGGUGUUGCAAGAUUGCAGAGCAGAUCAUUUUAUGUGGGCAUAUCCCCCCCACAACCCCUACAUGUGUGAAUCUUCAAGGGACACUGAAUGACAACUGAAUGCUAAUAGCUGGGGACCAGAUGUGAAGUGCCUUAGCCCAUGCUGGUUCUGAACUGGUCCACGUGGCAGAGGCCAGUGUCAGCAGUGCAGUCCACAUAGUUGCCCACUAGUGGAGCCUGGGAAUAUCCCAGAGCAAAGUGUUGCCCCUUUCCCAUGCGCUCUUUCAGGUGCUCCACUGCUCACAUAGUAGAUGGGAAACUGCCAUUGGGACAUAACAUGCCCUGAUGUUGUUUUAAGGUUGUAUCUUAAUAGCCAGCACUAAUAUUAUUUUGCAUGUACACAAAAACCAAAAUGCUUUGCAUUAAUAAUCAUAUUUGUUUGUAUUUCUGUAACAUGUUGUUACUUCAUAACAAACUUCAUUUUGAAGUGCAAUGAGAUUUCAUGGGAUAUCCAUGCAUAUGACAAUGUACCAUACAAUUAGGGUAUGGCAGCUCAGGUACUUGUGUUUGUAUCCUUUUUAUGUCCCACAGUGCUGUUGUCCUGUUUCUAGGAGAAUGUCUUUUUAGGAAAGAAAAUACAUGUUUUUUGCUGUCAAUAGUUAUUAUUGAUACAGAGUCUUCCAUUGCAAUCAAAGAUGUAUUGAAUUACUAGUGACCACUUCAUCACCCAAUAAAGCUUUUAUACAGUA
Messenger RNA from Hemicordylus capensis (graceful crag lizard), 4995 nucleotides. RefSeq names its product polycystin 2, transient receptor potential cation channel (gene PKD2). NCBI's taxonomy places the organism in Eukaryota, Metazoa, Chordata, Lepidosauria, Squamata, Cordylidae. Gene Ontology annotation, biological process: detection of mechanical stimulus; potassium ion transmembrane transport; release of sequestered calcium ion into cytosol. Gene Ontology annotation, molecular function: potassium channel activity; voltage-gated sodium channel activity; signaling receptor binding. The record is from RefSeq and is a predicted model, not a curated record. The transcript has 15 exons. The coding region runs from base 288 to 3176 and encodes 962 amino acids. Gene Ontology annotation, cellular component: membrane.